Colletotrichum abscissum is the source of this 765-nucleotide messenger RNA. Its product is annotated as short-chain dehydrogenase/reductase SDR. NCBI's taxonomy places the organism in Eukaryota, Fungi, Ascomycota, Sordariomycetes, Glomerellales, Glomerellaceae. The record is from RefSeq and is a predicted model, not a curated record. The transcript has a single exon. Bases 1 to 765 code for a protein of 254 amino acids.
AUGGCGCCCAAAGGACUCGCAAUCAUCAUCGGUGCAGGGCCUACUUCCGGCGCAGGGAUCGCUCGAAUUCUAGCCAGCCCCCAACAUGGCAACUUGGCAGUUGCGCUACUUGCCAGAAACCCCGAAAACCUCCAGAAUCUUGCGACCGAUCUACGCAAGUCUUCCAAUGGCAUACUCCACCCCUUUCCUACAGACACUGAGCCCGAAAACCUCCGGCGGACUUUCCAACAAAUCGCAGAUCAUGCAGACUUCAAAGAUCUCAAGCUCAAGCUCGCCAUAUACCACGUCAAGAACUCGAGCAGGAAGCCAUUCCUCGAAGAAACGCCAGAAGCUUUCAAUGACAGCAUGAGCACCUUCACAACCGGAGGCGUUGUAUUUGCGCAAGAAGCGUUGAAGCUUAUGUACGCACAGAAUGGAGGGCAGACGCUUCUUUCCGAUACUGAGGGUGCGAAGAAGGGCACCAUCAUCUUCACGGGCACUUUGGGAGCCAUGCGUACAAAUCAGCAGUACGCUGCCUAUGGUGCAUCUCGAGCAGCCGCGAGGAUGGUAGCCCAGGCUAUUGCAAAGGAACACAGCAAGUUUGGUGUACACGUGGUUCAUGCUAUUGCCAAUGGCGGAAUUAUCGAUGAAGAGAACGAGAACACCAAGACCGGCAAGCGGAUGCGCGCGGAAGAUGUUGGAGAGUUGUAUCUUUGGUUGUCACAGCAGCCGAGCUCCCUCUGGACGCAUGAGUUGGAUAUGAGGCCGGCACAAGAGACUUUCUAG